AUGCCUUCUCAUCCGGCCGUGGUUUCAGGCGCCGUCAUCGUCGUUGCAGCAGCCGUCGCUGCUGCCAUCGCCGUCUAUGAAUCCCCCCAAGCACGCCAAUUCGCCGAAGAUGUCCGCCGCCGCAUAGCAGUUGCCCUGCACUCCCUCGGCGACGAGAUCAACCCCGCCCCCCAACGAGGACCCCGAUUCAACCGUCCCGAAGAUGCAGAGGGCUUCCUCAAGAGCCAGGCUGGCACUGAUCCCGGCAUGGAUGGCGACGAGGAGUCUAAGCGCCGGCAGCGCGAGGAGCUGAUGCACUGGAACGCCGUCCAUCUAGAGAAGCUGGAGAAAGAGCGAAAGGUGGCGGGUGCGGAUCGGCCGGGAAUCCGGGGCCGCGGGUCCAGUUUCGACGAUUUUUUGCAGCAAGAUGAGUCUGCUGAGAAAGGCACGUACGUGUAUAACACGGGCGCCGACAUUCACGCCGACGCCGAAGAGGGACUCCGCCAACGCGGUGUUCGGGGGCUGAAUAGAGGAUCCUUCUACGCAAAUCCCUUCGGCGAUGAGAACGGCAUCGAGUCCGAAGAGCAGCGCACUAUGGACGCGAGCCUGUUGUCGCCAGAGGCAUGUGAGCAGUCGGAUGCCAUGAGUGACCUCUACUCUGCUCAGGAAGAGCCAAGGGAAUCCCGACAAAGUACCGCCACAAUCGCCGCAGAGCAAACCGUCAAAACUUCCGACUCUCAUACCGCCCCAGAUCCGCCUGUCUCGCACCCUUCCAUGGAAGAGCCUAUGCUGGCCGAGACCUCCAACAACUACGCUUCCAUGGCUCGGAACAACGACGCUUAUGCUUCGAUCCACGCGUGGGCCGACAACGCAAAUUCUAGUUUCUACUCCCCGCUCCCUGUGACUCCCCGCUCAGUUACCCCUCGGCUGGAAGUCCGCCCUGGCUCGCCUACGUUCAGCGACCCUGAUGUUUCAGUCCCUGGCAGUGGCGAGGCCACGCCUACGGACUCUGUCUCGCUGGCUGGUUCCGGCGAGGAUGUCUGGGCCACGCGCAGUGGUGCCACGAGCGAGGCUGAUGUGAUGAGCCUUGAUGGGGACGGCAUUCCAACGCCCAGCUCAUGGACGGAGGUCGGGAGCGAUGUCAGCGAGACCGAUUUUUUGCAUCACUAG
Molecule: messenger RNA, 1149 nt
Organism: Drepanopeziza brunnea f. sp. 'multigermtubi' MB_m1
Lineage: Eukaryota; Fungi; Ascomycota; Leotiomycetes; Helotiales; Drepanopezizaceae
Source: RefSeq, a predicted model, not a curated record